This is a messenger RNA of Actinia tenebrosa (Australian red waratah sea anemone), 1074 nucleotides long. Its product is annotated as putative ATP-dependent DNA helicase Q1. Lineage: Eukaryota; Metazoa; Cnidaria; Anthozoa; Actiniaria; Actiniidae. The record is from RefSeq and is a predicted model, not a curated record. Gene Ontology annotation, biological process: double-strand break repair via homologous recombination. Gene Ontology annotation, cellular component: chromosome; cytoplasm; nucleus. Gene Ontology annotation, molecular function: 3'-5' DNA helicase activity; four-way junction helicase activity.
AUGGAUAACCUGGUGCUACGAAAUGCCACCAUCCUCAAGCUAAGUCCAAACAGAGAAAACCUGCGAUUUUCUGUAAAGAAAGUUCUUAAACAGGAUAUGUUCUCUAGUCUGGAAUGGCUUAUCAAGUUGAUAAAAGGAAGAGAAGGAAUGGACAAGACAAUUAUAUUCUGCAAUCUGAUGAAUGACAUUGCAUGUGUGAUAAAUCACCUUAUGCUCAAACUUGGAAAACCGGCAUACUCUCCUGAAGGUUCCAGCUCCCCAAAAGAUUGCAUACUGGGAAUUUAUCAUUCUAGUUCAUGGCAGAAAAAUAAGGAUAGGGUAGUUGAGUCAUUCAAAGGUCAAGGAAAGGUCAGAGUGGUGGUAUCUCCUUCGGCACUUAGUAUGGGGGUGAAUUUCCCUGACGUCAGAUUUGUCUUGAACUGGGGACCCCCAAGAAACAUAUUAGACUUUCAUCAAGAAGCUGGCCGAGAUACGUUGCCCAGCCAUGUUUUUCUAGUUUACCAUGGCCAACAAGUUAGUUUAUGUGAAGAGCCAAUAAGACAACUACUGAAUGCUGAAGAAAGUGGCUGUUUGCGAGUUGCCGGAUAUUAUAGUCUGGAUGAUAAGAUAGAACCAUUAAGCCCAGGCCAUUUUUGUUGUUCUUAUUGCACAAAACAAUGCAAGKGCAAAGGAGAUAAGUGUGACUACUUGCCAUACAAUGAAUGUAUAAAUGAUUUGCCACCACCACAUUUGCUCUCAAGACCAGUAGCAGAGGAAGACAGAGAUUGUCUUGAAGAAGCCCUUAAAGAAUUGCAGUUGGGAAUGGAAGUUGGUGGGUUAAUUGACAAGGCUUCCUCUCAUGGAUUUUCUCAGCGAUUAAUUCAGGAUAUUUGUAAAAACUGUACAAAACUGAAAGCUCUUGUUGGAGUUAAGUACAUGUUGGUUUAUAACCAUGAAUACUUUUUGCAGCACAAUUUGCUUAAUGUUUCUUUCGUGUCUUUGGACGAUCUAAAGCAUCAUAAUGACUUCUUGCCUAACGAUGUAAGCAGCAACGAUGCCAGGAUCCUGAAUAUUGUGAAAUACUCAAUCAUUUGA